Molecule: messenger RNA, 575 nt
Organism: Myzus persicae (green peach aphid)
Lineage: Eukaryota; Metazoa; Arthropoda; Insecta; Hemiptera; Aphididae
Product: ATP synthase subunit g, mitochondrial-like
Exons: 3
Coding region: 110-412 (100 amino acids)
Biological process (GO): proton motive force-driven ATP synthesis
Molecular function (GO): proton transmembrane transporter activity
Source: RefSeq, a predicted model, not a curated record
UUCAUAGUUCGUAUUACUACUUUGAGUUUAAUACCUCGUUAAUCAUUUACAUUUUCAUCUUGUAUUUUACAAUAAUUUAAACCAAUUUUAUAAAUAAAAAAUCAUCAAAAUGAGCGGGGCAGUGAAGAAAGUCAGCUUAAUUAACUCAAUCAUUGCCACAGCCAAGCCCAACUUACAAACUUUUGUGAAAUACGCUAAAGUAGAGUUAACUCCGCCCAAAUUUUCUGAUUUGCCUGAAAUAAAAAACGAGAUAUCUAAAAUAAUACAAACAGCUCGAACUGGACGUUGGAAGAAUAUUACCGUUAAGGAUGCUACAGUCAAAUCGCUCAUCGCUCUUGAAGUAUAUAUGUGGUUCUACGUCGGUGAAUGUAUAGGAAAGAGGCACUUAAUUGGUUAUGAUAUCAAGUUAUAAAUGUAUUCCUGUAAUUUAAAGUAAAUUAUGCUUCUUCAGAUUGUAUACAAUUAUUUUGUAUCUAGAAAUUAUAAUAUUUUGUAGGAAUUCAACAUUUUUAUCAUUCAAAUUAAUAUGUAAACAUUUCUACAGUUAUAUAAAUAGUAAAUGGUAAAAAACAGUA